This is a messenger RNA of Coffea arabica (coffee), 1384 nucleotides long. RefSeq names its product serine carboxypeptidase-like 27. Gene Ontology annotation, molecular function: serine-type carboxypeptidase activity. Gene Ontology annotation, cellular component: vacuole. Gene Ontology annotation, biological process: proteolysis. The record is from RefSeq and is a predicted model, not a curated record. Lineage: Eukaryota; Viridiplantae; Streptophyta; Magnoliopsida; Gentianales; Rubiaceae.
GUACCCUGCAUUUGGCUUCAUCAAUGUUUGUCGCCAAUGCAAAACAAGGCAGGCACCAAGAGAGUGAUAGGAUCAUCAGGUUGCCUGGUCAAGCGGCAAACAUUACUUUCUCUCAAUACUCAGGCUAUGUAACAGUUGAUAAGAUUGCUGGCAGGGCUUUAUUCUACUGGUUGAUUGAAUCUCCAGCUAGUGAGAAGCCUGAGACAAAGCCACUUGUUUUGUGGCUCAAUGGUGGACCUGGCUGCUCAUCCAUUGCUUAUGGCGCAUCGGAGGAGGUUGGCCCUUUUAGGGUCAGUCCUGAUGGCAAGACACUCGGUCUGAGUCCAUAUGCUUGGAACAAAGUGGCCAACUUACUAUUCCUGGAUUCUCCUGCUGGUGUUGGAUUCUCUUAUUCGAAUACUUCAUUUGAUAUGGUGACUGGAGAUAAAAGAACAGCUAAAGAUGCUUAUAACUUUCUGAAAAGAUGGUUUGAAAGGUUCCCUCAAUAUAAAAACAGGCCAUUUUACAUUGCUGGAGAAAGUUAUGCAGGUCACUACAUUCCUGAGCUAUCUCAGGUCAUAGUCCGACACAACAAGGGUCUCAAGAAUCCCAUCAUAAACUUUAGAGGAUUUCUGCUAGGGAAUCCGCUGAUUGAUGAUUACUAUGACAACAUAGGAACAUUUGAGUUCUGGUGGAAUCAUGGAUUGAUCUCGGAUUCAACUUAUGAGGCACUAAACAAAUCCUGCCCAUAUGACUCGUUUUUGUUCCCAAGGAUCCAGUGUUUCCAAGCCCUUGAAAGUGCUUAUUCGGAGUUUGGAGACAUCAAUCCCUAUGCCAUUUAUGAUAAUCCUUGCAACGACCUCGGAACCCCCAUCAAUAACUUAAAUAUGCCCCUGCCCUGGAAAUUCAGAGGGAAUGAUCAGUGCAUCGUGAAGUAUACGAAAGUGUACAUGAAUAAUCCGGAUGUACAAAAGGCUCUGCAUGCCAACAUUACUCAACUUCCUCAUCCUUGGAUGACUUGCAGUGAAGUUAUAAGGAGCAGCUGGACUGAUUCCCCGAAAUCUAUGCUCCCCAUUUUCAAAGAACUUAUAGCAGCAGGCCACCGACUAUGGGUCUUUAGCGGAGACACAGAUGCAGUUUUGCCGCUCACAGCUACCCGCUAUUCCUUGAAAGCUCUAAACCUCAAGAACAUUACUGAUUGGUAUGCUUGGUAUGACAAGCGAAAGGUUGGUGGUUGGAGCCAAGUAUAUGAAGGUUUGACAUAUGUGACGGUGAGAGGAGCUGGGCAUGAAGUUCCAUUGGGCCGCCCUAGGCUUGCUUUGACUCUUUUUCACCAUUUCUUGAAAAACAAAAAUCUGCCUUCAUCACCAAGUAAACUUUUUUGAGUACCCAAAAGGAUUAGGAA